AUGUUUCCGCCUAUCCAGCGAAUCCGCGGGUAUACAGGCACUUGGACGGAGAGACUCUUCAACGGCAUGAUCUGUGGCUUCGUACUGUAUCCCUCUGUGGCCAAACUUCCGCCAGAGCUUCUCGUCAUGAUCUUGCAUACCCUUUACCUCGAUACUCCACUACAGUUCCAGACGCUCUUGGUAUCACGUCUUUCUAGGGUUUGCAUAGUCUGGAAGAGCGUCAUCGAGAACAACCAGGUCUUCUGGACGUCGCUCAAGGUCGAGGUCUCCACUGUACCCCGCGCUCGUCGCAUCGCACCAUACUUGCAGGCUAGACUGGAGAGAUGGUCCAUGGUUCCCAUUGGAGUCAUCUUCAGGGUGGCCGGUAAGAGGGAGCACGACGAGGUCUGCGAGUGCACUUGGGAGGAGCUCUGCGGGACACAGGCUCAGAUCCGCGAGGCCGCCUUCUACCUGCUCAACAUAAUUGUUGGGCCCCAGGGUGCCCAUAUACGACGCUGGACGUCCUUUGAAUUUGACCUUGUCACCGCUUGGUGCAAGCUCGGCUCCAAUUCUGCAAUGGCAAAGCGGCAUUGGAACUUUCAGGGCCUGUUCAACCACUCUGCGCCACUCCUCGAGCGCCUCGUUCUUCGGUCAGUGUAUACACCAAGCCCACUCUUCCUUGAUGCGCCCCGGCUGCACACGGUCUGGCUACACGAGAGCUCUGUUCGUCGUCACCCCAGCCUUUCAACAGUGCGGACCCUGAGAUUGGAUUACAACUCGGCUGGGAUUGACUUUACCCAAUGUGAAAACGUCGAAGUCCUGGUCCUUAAGCUUGGCGUUGAAGAGGAUGACAUUGUCUACAUCCCAUCAGGUUUCGCCUUCAAGAACCUUCGAAAGCUCAUCCUUCUCGGAGCGACGCCGUAUGGGAUUCUCGAAGCGGUCGGGGAAAGGACACUCGACCUUCUCUGUCUUCGUGUAUCCGAUGUGGGCUAUCUUCAGCGCGUUAACCAGUCGCUGAACCUGGCAAAUGCGAAGAAAGUUGUCCUCGGGACAUUCGAUUUGAAUGACGAUCACGAUUCCGACGACUCGGAGUUUGGCGAUGAACCCAGGACGGCACAGUAUACGCGGCUCGUCAAAAGAGUCCGCGGGUUAGGGAAUAUCACACUACUGGGAAGGAGUAUCGAUGCGGAGCUCGCAAAGUGUGGGAUCAACGUGCCGAAGGAGAUAUCUCGCUGGACGCCUGAUGAGAAUGAGGACGAGAUAGAAGCCUUUGCUCCUUGGAGUGAAGAUGAAUGGGAACAAGACGAAUUUGCGCCUUGGUCGACCGACAAUGACAGUGAGGUGGAAGGAACGGCAAUGUCGUACUCUUUUGGUGACAUCUAG
This is a messenger RNA of Serendipita indica DSM 11827, 1362 nucleotides long. NCBI's taxonomy places the organism in Eukaryota, Fungi, Basidiomycota, Agaricomycetes, Sebacinales, Serendipitaceae. The record is from the annotation of a GenBank genome assembly.